This is a messenger RNA of Oppia nitens, 1301 nucleotides long. RefSeq names its product solute carrier family 35 member F2-like. The record is from RefSeq and is a predicted model, not a curated record. Gene Ontology annotation, biological process: transmembrane transport. The transcript has 5 exons. Gene Ontology annotation, cellular component: membrane. The annotation marks the transcript as partial. NCBI's taxonomy places the organism in Eukaryota, Metazoa, Arthropoda, Arachnida, Sarcoptiformes, Oppiidae. Gene Ontology annotation, molecular function: transmembrane transporter activity.
AUUUUUAUUUCUAGGACUAUAUGGAAAACAUUAUUUUUGAGCCAAUUUUUAUCGCUACUAAUCUGUACGACACGUAUAAUGAGUCAAUACAUACAAAACUAUUAUAAAAUCUAUAUACCGACCGCUCAAAGUUUUUUAACCUACACAUUGUUGUGCCUGAUAUUUACCACUUGGUUGGCAUUCAGGCCAACAAAUAAAGGACUAAUUCAUGUGAUACGAGUGCGCGGCUGGAAGUAUCUGCUGUUAUCGGUGGUCGACUUGGAGGCCAACUUUGUUACCGCCACUGCCUUUCAAUAUACGGCACUAACUAGUAUUCAACUUUUAGAUUGUAUACAAUUGCCGACAGUAUUAGCUCUUUCCUGGCUCUUCAUCAAAGUUAGGUUCGGUUUACUUCAUAUACUCGGCUCAUGUAUUGCCUUAAUCGGUAUCGGAUGUCUAGUUUGGGCCGACAUCGAUGACAUUAGCACUGAUACUAUACCGAAGAACCGUUUUCUGGGAGAUAUGUUGUGUCUAUUGGGUGCCGCACUCUAUGGUAUAAGCAAUGUGUUUGAAGAGUAUUGUGUCAAAUGCUAUAGUAUUGUAGAGUUUCUCGGAAUGAUUGGACUAUUCGGAGCUAUACUUAAUGGCAUUCAAUUAUAUGUAUUAGAAAGACAUGAAUUGGUGAAUGCAAUCAAUUUUGAGAAAUGGCAGGAAAUAUCUUUGGUAAUCGGCUUUUCAAUGUCUCAGCUAUUAGUUUAUAUAACAAUGCCAUUAGCCAUACAACUGAGCGACUCGUCGGCCGUUAAUAUAUCGAUACUGUCGUCUGAUUUCUAUACAYUGAUUGUCGGCUUAUAUUUAUUUCGUUACAAAUUUCAUUGGCUUUAUUUUAUAUCGGGUGCGACAGUUAUCGUAGGUUAUCUGGUCUACCAUAUGGAGCCCCAGCAGCAGCAGCAGUCGUCGCAUUCAACAAAUGAUGAUAAUACCGAUCCUCAACAGCACCAUCACCAGCAACAGCAACUACAUGAUAGUCAAUCAUUUACUGGCAAUGAUAUUGCCUGUAAAGAGUUUACCACUAUUGACAACGACAUGAUCAACGACACCAAUUUGGAUAUAUUGAUCACUACCAGUGACGGUAUUGGUGACGACAUCUCCGGCGGUGGUGUUUACAUGAGAGCCAGUCCAGCGUAUAAUGUGAUGCUUAACAAUGUUCAACAACAUCAUCAACAACAACAUCAACAACAACAACAACGAUAUCAUAUUAUGAGUGUCAGUGAUUUACAAACGAUAGUCCAUACUUGACAUCCAUGAGCUCAACAUUACUG